This is a messenger RNA of Laccaria bicolor S238N-H82, 1287 nucleotides long. RefSeq lists its product as uncharacterized. Lineage: Eukaryota; Fungi; Basidiomycota; Agaricomycetes; Agaricales; Hydnangiaceae. Gene Ontology annotation, molecular function: protein kinase activity; ATP binding. Gene Ontology annotation, cellular component: site of double-strand break; nucleus; cytoplasm. The record is from RefSeq and is a predicted model, not a curated record. The coding region runs from base 1 to 1287 and encodes 428 amino acids. Gene Ontology annotation, biological process: protein phosphorylation; mitotic G2 DNA damage checkpoint signaling. The transcript is spliced from 10 exons.
AUGACCUCAAAGUUUCCCAAGGUAGUGGGAUACGAACUGGUGCAACAGAUUGGUGGAGGAGGCUUUUCGACUGUAUACCGCGCAGUAAACUUCGAAGACCACCGCGUAGCAGCAUGCAAACUCGUCCUACUCACUCCCUCCACCUCAGAAAAAGAGCGCAAAAACAUUGAAAAGGAGAUGAGAGUCCACGCGGCUUUGAAGCAUGCCAACGUUCUGGAGUUUUUGAACGCUGUGGUGGUUGAACAGAAACAUAGGGAUGUUUAUGUUCCGGGGAUUUAUAUGUUGUUGGAGUUGGCGGCUGGGGGUGAUUUGUUUGAUAAGAUUGCCCCCGACGUGGGUGUUGGUGACCAAGUGGCCCAUUAUUAUUUCAACCAACUCCUCGCUGGUAUGGAAUACAUCCACUCCCAAGGCGUAUGCCACCGCGACCUCAAGCCCGAAAACCUCCUCCUAGACGUAGCAGGCACUCUCAAAAUAUCCGAUUUUGGCUUAUCGGCGGUGUAUAAGCUCAAGGAAUCGGGAAAGACGAGGACGUUGACGGAGAGGUGUGGGAGUUUGCCUUAUGUUGCGCCGGAGUUAAACAGCGACGCGCCGUACCUGGCGGAACCGGUGGACGUUUGGGGCGUUGGGGUGAUCUUGUUCACUUUGUUGGCUGGAAACACACCAUGGGACGAACCAACAAUACACAGCCCUGAAUUCGUGCGAUACGUCUCGGGCGCGAUAUUUCGAGAGUUGCCUUGGUGUCGGUUGGGUGAGGAGGCACUGUCGCUUCUUCGAAGUCUACUCGCCGUGGACCCGUCAAGAAGGAUAAAUUUGGCGGAGGCGGCUAGCCAUUCGUGGUGUUUACGACCGAGUCAACUGGCAAACAAAGGCCCUCUAGCGCUCGCGGACAAGCUCACAGAGUCUUUGAGGGAUAAUGGGGAUUUAGGGUUGGCAGCACCCGAUUUUGGGAGACGAUUUUAUUUUCUUCCCACUUUCGGUUUUUUUUUUUUUCGUCGAUGCCUUGUGGCCUUUAAUUCCGGCCUUUCGUUUUUUUGCUUUCUUUUGCAGCCUUGCUUCCUCCGGACAUCUCGUCGCCGUUCAUCCUUUCGUUGCGUAUCUUCCCCACCUUUCGGCCUAUCGAUAUACAGCCUUUUUUUUGGCCGGCUUUCUUCCUUUCGCCGUCUUUCGGCCCUUGACCUCCUUCCUUCCUUUUGCUGUCGCCGUCUAUCUUCUGCCCGACAUCUUCCGACUUCUCGACUUUUCGAGGCCUCUCUUCUCUUUGGCCGCUUCCUCUCUUUCCCCUUCUGA